Messenger RNA from Lactuca saligna, 570 nucleotides. Lineage: Eukaryota; Viridiplantae; Streptophyta; Magnoliopsida; Asterales; Asteraceae. The record is from the annotation of a GenBank genome assembly.
AUGCCCCGACCAGGUGAUGACGCUCCUCGUACAAUCACCUUAAUCCCCGGAGAUGGAAUCAAUCCCCUCGUUACCGGAGCCGUCAAGCAAGUAAUGGAUGCGAUACACGCACCGAUUUACUUCGAAAAGUUCGAUGUUCAUUGUGAAAUGAAGGUCAUACCAAUGAAGGUUAUAGAGUCGAUUAAGAAGAAUAAAGUGUGUUUGAAAGGAUGUUUGAAUACUCCCAUGGGUGGAGGGGUUAGUUUGUUGAAUGUGCAGUUAAGGAAAGAGCUUGAUCUGUACACUUCACUUGAAAAUUGUUUUAAUCUGCCCGAAUUACCCACACACCAUGAAAAUGUUGAUAUUGUGGUAAUUAGAGAGAAUACUGAAGGGGAAUAUGCAGGGCUCGGACACGAGGUUGUUCCUGGUGUGGUGGAAAGUCUUAAGGUAUACUCUAAUCCAAGUAUCGUUUGCUUUUAUCUCGAUCCAAUUUUCAUUGGAUAUGUGAAAAAAAAUUCUAAGCUUAGAAUCUUAGGUCAAAUCUCCUUUGGGCUCUUAAAAAAGUUUAGGGAAGGAAAUGAUAGGCCCUGA